Messenger RNA from Biomphalaria glabrata, 4323 nucleotides. RefSeq names its product myosin-9-like. The record is from RefSeq and is a predicted model, not a curated record. The transcript has 5 exons. NCBI's taxonomy places the organism in Eukaryota, Metazoa, Mollusca, Gastropoda, Planorbidae. The coding region runs from base 227 to 1174 and encodes 315 amino acids.
GUUGUGGUUGUUAAGACGCUUCUAUAUAAUUUUAUUUAGAUCUAGACUAGAUCUAGCUGUGUUUUUUCAGUUAUCAAUAUUAAUAUAUCUAGUCCUAGAUCUAGAUAGAGUUUAUAUUAUAUAGGGCCAGAUUUACCUAUAGAUCCAGGCAACACAAGGAAAAAAAAGCAAGUCCAUAAUGAGCUCAGUAAAGUGAUUUACCAUUAAGUAAAUUAGUAUCUCAUUUAUGGAUAACGAGAAAGAUAAAGACCUUGACCCAGCUUCAGGGAGCUCAAGAACUCCUGGGGACUGGAUAAAGGAUUUGUUUGCCCCAAUCUAUGACUUCGAUGCUGUCGUUGAGAUUGGGAAGCAUGGCUACAAAGCUGAAGAAAGCAAAAUAAAACGGGUACCUAUCCUAGACCCGGUGGCCAUCAGAGAAGUGUUUGAAAGAGUUCACCAAAGAAUCAUUGACAAUGAGCGAGAAGAAGAAGAGCUUGUUAAGGAAGCAACACAGAAAGAGUUAGACAAGAGAAUUGACCCAAGAGAAUCCAGCAUUUGGAAUACAGAGGAACUUGAUGUGCUGCGUAAAGUUUAUAAAUCUGCCAAAGCUGAGAUCACAAAGUUGGAAGUGGCCCUGCGAGAAGAAAAACAAUACAGCAGCAGACUUGAAAAGAAAGCACUGAGGCAGGAACAUGAGAUUGAAGUCUUAAGGGCCAAGCUAGCCGAGGCCACCAAGUCGAAUCAACGGCUUGUGAUACACAGAAACAGCCUUCAGAAAGACCUUGCUGUCCUUGAAGUCAAGGUGUCGGCUCUGACAGAUAUGUGGCACGAGAUAGAAGCUGAGAAGGUGAAGGCAUUUGAAGAAUCUAAAUCUGCCCAUAUUGACUUAGAUAAAGAACGAAUCCUUCGGCAGAAUCUAGAAUUAAAACUAAUGGAGUCUGAUCAAAAUUUAGCCUGUCAGAAGGCUUUGGUGGAGAAAAACAUGUCUGCUAAAUAUGAGAUGGAGAUUGCCGAUUUAAAGGAAGUGAUGCAAGACCUGACAAUGGAGCUGCAGGCAGAGAAGAAGCUUCAUGAAGCAUCGAGGCGAGGGCUGGAUCACCUGCGUAACCAUUUUUCAAGUUUGCCUCUACGGAACAUUCUCCCUCCCAACGCUGUGGUCAAGGAUGAAGUGGAUUACAUAAGUCAUUGUAGCUGACCUGGUUUGACCUAGUUCUGAGCUGAGCAAUAAUAGAAUGACAACUCUGUUGUUCCUUGUGGCCUGUGUAAACAAAGGCAUACGGUUUUGAAUCUCACUGCAAUUCUUACAAAUACAGCCUAAAUGGAGAUGUAAAGUAACCCAAGGGAAAUAAAUCCAUUUUCAUUGAUUUUAUGGAAGGGAAGCUACUCUAGAUACUUUUUAAAUACAAUAUAACUAAACUUACAAGAAGGUUAAAAACAUCCUUUUGGUUUUUGUUAUGUACUUAAUUGAACUUUAUUUCAUUUGCUAUUUAAAAACUAUCCAGGACUUUUCUUAUUUUUAUGCUUGUGUUUACAACAAAACUUUAUUCGUCCAUUUAUACAUUUAUCUGAAAGAGAAAAUGUACUAGUGAGGCAGUUUAUUCAACCAUUUUCUUGUUAGAAUUUCCUUUUCCACAACCCAAAAGAUAUGGUGCUAACUUUUCUCCAUAGUGUCAUCCAAUGUCCUUAUGCCUUUUGUCUCUAGAGUGAUUUGAUAGUACUUUGAUUAAUAACCUGAUGGACCAACUACUUUGUGUAUGUAAAUACUAGACAGAGUUGUUAUUCAUACUUUUCACCUGUUGAUUCAUAUCCUGAUGGAACAACUACUUUGUGUAUGUAAAUACUAGACAGAAUUGUUAUUCCUACUUUUCACCUGUCAUUAACAUUAACUUGUAGACUAGGAUACAAGUGGUCUACAACGCCUGUGUUGUGAGCACUCUCCUUUAUGGCAGUGAAAGCUGGUCAACAUACAUGUACCAAGAGCACAGAUUGAAUAGUUUCCACUUGCGCUGCCUGAGACGCAUAAUGGGCAUCUCUUGGAGGGACCAUGUCUCCAAUCAGGAAGUUUUGAGAUUGGCCAAUAUGAACAGCAUGUAUGCUCUCCUGACACAAAGGAGAUUACGCUGGCUCGGACAUGUCACCCGCAUGCCAGAUGGUAGAAUCCCGAAAGAUAUCUUAUAUGCUGAGCUUGUGGAAGGAGUCAGACCCAAGGGCCGCCCAAGACUAACAUAUAGAGAUGUCUGCAAGCGAGACAUGAGAGCCUCAGGCAUCAGUGAAAGUAUGUGGGAAAACAUAGCCAAAGACCGGAGUGCAUGGAGACAGACUGUGCUUGCUGGGACAACCCUUGCUGAGAAUAAAAGAAUUGAAGCGGCUUUAAUCAAGAGGGAAAAAAAGAAAGCUGCCCUGUCUGCUAGCCCUAAAUCAGAGGCAUACAAAUGUACGAAUUGUGGCAAAGUCUGCCGUUCUAGAAUUGGCUUGAUUAGCCACACCAGAUUCUGCCCCGUCUCAAGAUUAAGCCAAAACCAGUGACUCACUUGGGCGCAUCCAUUGCCUUUCGAGACAAAAGGAGCCAUAUAUAUAACAUUAACUUGAACAGUUACAGUUUUUUUAAAAGGCACAUUUAAAGAACAGUGUCUCCAGACGUUCAUAUGGUAUUGUGAAGAGCCAAGAUUUUUCUUGUACUGUGGUAUUUGUGCUGGCAGCUUGACACUCUCAUUAACUUUAGGCAGCAGAAAGAGGUUAAAAUGACAUGGAAAGUUUGGUCAUAAAAAAAAACUUUACUAGGUACUUACAGAGCUCUAUUAGUCUCAUAAGUGUUACAUUUGUAAUCUUGCUUACAUUCAAAUUACAUACAUCCCUCCCAGUGCUACAGCCCAUGGUGACCUCGGACCUUCUUCAACACAUCUUUCCAUUCAGAUCUCUUUUGUCUCCACGCCUAAGUCUGCCUUUGGGUCACCUGCUUCUUGUUUUUUCGCCAGUAUACUAUUUUCGGUUCUCUGUUCUAUGACAUUCUUCAUCUUUAAAGACAAUCAUCAUCAUCAUAAUCAAACUCCAUUAGAGUGAGGGCUUGAGAGGCUUAAAUCCUCUCUUGCAAAAGCCCUGGACAGAAACCCUGCUGUCUUGCGUAGUGCAUAAAUGUCGCCAUACAGGUAGAGAAAUUUGGGUUUGCCAGACUUGUCGAGACGGAGAUCAGCAAGUCUGGGGCAGUCAAACAGAAUAUGAGGCACGGUUUCCUCUUCUUCCCCGCAGCUUUAAAGACAAUAGAUGAGCCCAGAUGAAUUAGUGGAACUGUUUUCUUUUUUCUUGAAUUGGGGAAGACUCUGCCGAGACUAUACAUACCCAUUCUUCAGCAGUGGCGAAUGUUUCCACCUAAUAUAGUCAUGCCUAAUUCUUCUUCUUCGUUCUCAUUGUUAUGUUGGAGUGCUCAGAUGACUAGACCAAUAUAUGAGAUGAACUGUGCAGUGGUUUCCAAAUCAGGGAGCUCUCCAUAUAGUUUUCUUUCUAUUGGGGUGUUUUGAGGCCAGUGUUUUGUUUGGGCCUCAUGGUAAAGAGAACAGUUUUGAAAGACAUAGUCAGAAUUCUCUGGUGACACCCCACAUGGGCAGAUUUCACUGAUUCCAAUUUUGAGCUUCCGGUAAAUGUGUUGUCGCAUUCUGUUGUGUCCGGUGCUGAGUCGAAAGAUUAGACGUUGGUCUUGUCGAGAUAGCCUAUAGUAAGCGUCAUCUUUCUUGUGGUCAUGCCUAAUUUAUUUAUAGUUAAUAUAAGUUCAAUAAGUCAUUAAAUACUUUUUGUUCCAAGAAUCAUAUAAUGUGCAAAGUGCCUCAUGUUGGACAGUAUGUAUUUUGAAAUUCUUCAGCAGUGGCGAAUGUUUCCACCUAAUAUAGUCAUGCCUAAUUUAUUUAUAGUUAAUAUAAGUUCAAUAAGUCAUUAAAUACUUUUUGUUCCAAGAAUCAUAUAAUGUGCAAAGUGCCUCAUGUUGGACAGUAUGUAUUUUGAAAUGAAUUGUUAUGGUUAUUUACAAUGAAUAUUAGCUGUACACUAUUUCUCAUUAGGAAUACGAUCCAUAAUACAUUGGGUUAUUUGAGCGCAAUCAUGACUUACAUGUUAUUUCAUUUACAAUAAUGUCCACACAAAAAAUGUUCCUACUCAAAUAUUCAGCUUUGUGCAUAAAAACCCUAUUUAUUAAAAAUUUGCAUUUGGAUGAUUAGCAAUUUUAAUUCUACUGUUUGGUUUUCUAUUUACAUUUAUAAAUGUAGCAGUUUAUAUUUAUAUAGAUAUUUAUGUCACAGGCUUUUGUUUGGAGAACCAAGGGGCUUAGCCUUGCACCUUAGUUAAGGCAAAAAAACU